AUGCCCACUGGUGGGGCUGGCGGGAAUACAAAUAGUAAUACGGCGAGAGCAGCGCAUGUCUAUCACCAGGGACUUGCAUCACCACACCACCACCACCACCAUCAUCACCAUCCUCAGCAUGCACAAACACCGCCCCAGUAUCCAUAUCACCACCACCCCCACCAUCACAUGCAGCAACAAUAUCAGCGCGGUAAGACCCAUCCCCACCAUCAUCAUCCCGGUCAUAGCGCGGGGCAUUCACAAUCUGAGUUGCUGCAUUGGUGGCCGCCACCACCAGUGCCUCCAUCAAUGACUACAUCACAAACAUCAUCAGCGGUGGCAGCCGCCACAUCGGCUUCAAUGUCGGCAUCAUCAGCAUCAUUAUCCACUGCAAACACAAAAUCUAAGAGAGGCGAUGUUUCAUAUUAG
Messenger RNA from Stomoxys calcitrans (stable fly), 408 nucleotides. Its product is annotated as histidine-rich glycoprotein. NCBI's taxonomy places the organism in Eukaryota, Metazoa, Arthropoda, Insecta, Diptera, Muscidae. The record is from RefSeq and is a predicted model, not a curated record. The transcript has a single exon. Bases 1 to 408 code for a protein of 135 amino acids.